Molecule: messenger RNA, 3116 nt
Organism: Falco peregrinus (peregrine falcon)
Lineage: Eukaryota; Metazoa; Chordata; Aves; Falconiformes; Falconidae
Gene: SGK3
Product: serum/glucocorticoid regulated kinase family member 3
Exons: 17
Coding region: 397-1869 (490 amino acids)
Biological process (GO): protein phosphorylation
Molecular function (GO): ATP binding; phosphatidylinositol binding; protein serine/threonine kinase activity
Source: RefSeq, a predicted model, not a curated record
CGCUGGCCUCCCGCGGCGGCGCGGCCUCCUCUCCUGGGCGGAGCCGCCUUUCGCUGUUCGCCGCCGUUGGGGCCGCGUGUGCGGCGGCCUGCGGGGUUCCGGGGGCGGGCGCGGGGCGGCGGGGCGCCGCCGGGCGGGCGAUGGCCGCGCGGGAGAGCGGCGGCGGGCGCUGGUGGGGGCGGCCCCGCGGCGCCGCUGGACCGGGAAUGUGAGAAAUUUGUAACUUCCUAGAAACCAGGGAGCCGAGAAGUGGUUGAUCGGGGUGGAGAUUACAUGAUGGAAUUCACAUUUUCUCAAGAAAAGCUGCGUAUCUUGGAUCAGUACCACUGAAGAUACCUUCUGAUUGCAACACCCGAAGCAGGGUCCUGUAACAAAUUGGUCAAAAGAACACAUACAAUGGAUCUCAAAGAAAGCUGCCCAAGUGUUAGCAUUCCGAGCUCUGAUGAACACAGAGAGAAGAAAAAAAGAUUUACUGUUUACAAAGUAUUGGUCUCAGUUGGCAGAAAUGAAUGGUUUGUCUUCAGACGGUAUGCAGAGUUUGAUAAACUCUACAAUACGCUAAAGAAGCAAUUUCCCACCAUGAACUUGAAGAUUCCAGCUAAGAGAAUAUUUGGAGAUAAUUUUGAUCCUGAUUUCAUUAAACAGAGAAGAGCAGGACUGAAUGAAUUCAUUCAAAAUUUAGUUAGACAGCCAGAGUUAUGCAAUCACCCAGAUGUCAGAUCAUUUCUUCAGAUGGAUAACCCAAAACACCAGUCAGAUCCAUCUGAAGAUGAAGAUGAAAGAAGCAGUCGAAAGUUAAACUCUACCUCACAGAAUAUCAACUUGGGACCAUCUGGAAAUCCUCAUGCUAAACCAACAGACUUUGAUUUCCUGAAAGUUAUUGGGAAAGGCAGCUUUGGCAAGGUUCUUCUUGCAAAGCGAAAACUGGAUGGGAAAUACUAUGCUGUCAAAGUGCUGCAGAAAAAAAUUGUUCUUAAUAGGAAAGAGCAAAAACAUAUUAUGGCUGAACGUAAUGUGCUUUUGAAAAAUGUGAAACAUCCAUUUUUGGUUGGAUUACAUUACUCAUUCCAAACAACGGAAAAGCUUUACUUUGUCUUGGAUUUCGUUAAUGGAGGAGAGCUGUUCUUUCACUUACAAAGAGAACGUUCCUUUCCUGAGCACAGAGCCAGAUUUUAUGCUGCUGAAAUAGCUAGUGCACUGGGCUACUUACACUCCAUUAAUAUAGUGUACAGGGAUUUAAAACCAGAAAACAUUCUCCUAGAUUCACUGGGCCAUGUUGUGUUGACAGACUUUGGACUUUGUAAAGAAGGGAUUGCAAGUUCUGAUACCACUGCAACUUUCUGUGGGACACCAGAAUAUCUUGCACCAGAAGUCAUUAAAAAGCAGCCCUAUGACAACACAGUAGACUGGUGGUGCCUUGGUGCAGUUCUUUAUGAAAUGCUUUAUGGGCUGCCUCCUUUUUACUGCCGUGAUGUUGCUGAGAUGUACGAGAAUAUUCUUCAUAAACCCCUAGUACUGCGCCCAGGAAUUAGUCUCACAGCCUGGUCUAUUCUGGAAGAACUUUUGGAGAAAGAUCGGCAAUGCAGACUUGGAGCAAGGGAAGAUUUUCUUGAAAUUCAAAAGCACCCGUUCUUUGAAUCUCUCAGCUGGACUGAUCUUCUUCAGAAGAAGAUUCCACCACCAUUUAAUCCUAAUGUGGUUGGACCAGAUGAUAUUGGGAAUUUUGAUGCAGUGUUCACAGAAGAAAUGGUCCCAUAUUCAGUUUGUGUUUCUUCAGAUUACAACAUUGUUAAUGCCAGUGUCCUAGAGGCGGAUGAUGCAUUUGUUGGAUUUUCUUACGCACCACCUUCUGAAGAUAUGUUUUCCUAGGAAGUUAGAAGCCAACAGUGUGUUGGAAGUCUUGGAGUGAACUGAAGUCUUAGGGUUAUGGACACAUUCCAGAACAGCGUAAUUCCAGAACUAGUGCCUAGUUUUGUAUGUAGGUUUGAAACCUAUGAACAAACUGUCUCUGCUGUAUAGGAGGAAUUUGGGCAUUUUGGAUGGCUUUCUUUGGGAUGUAACUGUUUGUUCCUGCUGCAGAAAAUAUUUUUUAAAAUCUUUAAAAAGCGCUCUCUACAUAUUUUUAAGCAAAAACACUGACUGUUCUCCUCAGUCCCUUCAAGUUUACAUUCAUACCUAUCUAAGAUUUAACUGGCACAAACAGCAGCAAAUUUAGUAAAUUUAUAAAUGCUUUUGUACUAUUUACAGUGACUUUGUGCUUGAAUUGUAACUAUGCAAAUUGUCUUUUGUAUAUCCUGGUUUAAAAAAGGUAAAUGUUUUCCCUGUUAUAUCAGUUUGAAAUAUACAUUAAUUUACCUGUUAGCACUUAAAUGAGAGGUUAAUAUAAAUUAAGACCAAGAUUCUUAAAAGACUUCUGCAGACUGACAAGUUGGUCAUAUGAAACUGGAUUGUUGCUCUUGCACUUGCUGCAGCACCUGUUUGUUCAACUGUAUUGUGUGCGGUAUGGGGGAUUACUCAAAGCAAGGAUGGAACAAAUCAACUGGAUCAGUUUGGUAACAUUAUUGAUCAUGUGUUCUGCUUUUCUUUCCUCCCUGAGCUAAACACAUCUAUAUUUCAACUGCAUUAAAAAUGGUUUUGGUUAAAACUCUGCUUUUCCAAAGAUAUAAUAUGCAAUAAUCACUGUUCCUUUAAAAGGCUCUCUUGCUUUAACCUUUUGGGGUGGGUGGUGAGGGGAUCAUGCCAAAUACUUAGAGGUUUUUCUCACGGAUUUAUAGUUUGAAACACUGUUAUGUUCCAGACUGGUUGUCAACAGUUUGUCAACAUUCAUAGCUACUUGUCUUUGUGUUCCAGUUUGCACCAUUUUUAAAUCUUCACUUGGUAUUGGGGGGGGGGGGGGGGGCGGGGAAGUGUAAAUUACGCUGAUAAUUUUUAAAAUGUGAAAAGCUGUUGUAUUUCUCAAACAUACAUGUGUAUGGACAAACUGAUAACUGAACAAUUUCUGUUUAAGGAAAUAUUUUUAAACAAUGCAAAAAAAGACUGCAGUUAGUAUAUAAAGGCCUAUCAUGGUAGUAGUUUUAUUAUAUAACUUGUAAAUAACAACUUAUUUUUGUCUGUUA